This is a messenger RNA of Dermacentor andersoni, 632 nucleotides long. NCBI's taxonomy places the organism in Eukaryota, Metazoa, Arthropoda, Arachnida, Ixodida, Ixodidae. The record is from RefSeq and is a predicted model, not a curated record.
GGGACGUUAUUUGAAAUUAAUAACCUCUUUGAUGAUGAUGUCAUCAUGAGCUUGACGCCCAACCCUGACCGAAGGACCUGAUAUCAUCAAAGAUUUUUUUCUUCUGUAAAAGGCAUCCGCGUAAACACAGUUCAGGUGACUACUCUAACUGGAAGGUCACUGCCUUCGUCAGCAUGUUGUUUCGGCACAGCAGCUGACUCCGAGGCCAUUACCUUGCACCUUUUGAACAAGCAGUAUAAAAGGGCGAAAUUUUCAUUCCACCUUUCAGACCAGGACUGAGAGACCAUUUGAUUCGAAAUGGCUCUUGUGGUGUCAGUCAAAUCAGCAAUCUUCGUGGCCAUGAUCAUAGAGGCCGUGUUUAUUGGAUUCAGCAGACCAGACGCCACGCCAAGCUCGACUGAAUCCUCCGACCCAAACGUUACUGCGGAAAGCUGUAAUCAAACGUGCAAUCCUUCUCAAAAUCGAAAUUGCUCGGGGAACGGGUGCUUCUGCGUUACUCUGAACAACAACACUGAAGGGAAAUGCUACACCUGGUCAUGGCCAGGAAUGAAUUCCAACGAGAUGCCUUGAGACGAUGAUAUAGCGGUGGCCGCGCCAAGAUGGUAGAAUACUGACAAAUAAAGUGCUCUUGC